Molecule: messenger RNA, 8126 nt
Organism: Micropterus dolomieu (smallmouth bass)
Lineage: Eukaryota; Metazoa; Chordata; Actinopteri; Centrarchiformes; Centrarchidae
Product: xylosyltransferase 1-like
Exons: 11
Coding region: 223-3009 (928 amino acids)
Biological process (GO): chondroitin sulfate proteoglycan biosynthetic process; heparan sulfate proteoglycan biosynthetic process
Cellular component (GO): membrane
Molecular function (GO): protein xylosyltransferase activity
Source: RefSeq, a predicted model, not a curated record
GUUAAUGUCCACAUGAGGGCCUCUGUGUUCUCUCUGUUGCCUCCAAACCUCUCUCCUCUUUUCAAGCCUUUGCCAAAUUCCCUCCCUCCUCCCUCCCUCCUCCUCCUCUCUGCCUGCCAGUAGCCUCUCUCAGGCCGCGUAGGGGAGCAUUCACACCCCGCUGUCGGCGUUUAGCGGAUGGGGCUCUCAGCUUGAGCCGGAGGGAGGAGGAGGAGGAGAAACAUGAACGGUAACCCGUGUGCCCGCAGGCUGGCCCGGCGCUCCAAGUCCGCCCUGCUGGUCGCCGCUCUGGCCGUCCUGCUGGUCCAGACUCUCAUCGUGUGGAACUUCAGCAGCCUGGACUCUGCCGGCGGGGACGGAGGCGCCCGGAGCCGGGAGAAGAGAGAGGACCGAGCCGGGGGACUCAACAAAGCCGACUGGGAUCUCCCGCGGAGAGGGCUGCAGAAGAAGGGUGACCCGCCGCCGCCGCUGCUCGGAAAGGCGGCCGUUCGGCACAAGCUGCAGGCGGACGUCUACCAUUCCCACCGGCCUAAAGAGAAGCUGGACAGCAACAACAAUGAGAACUCGGUCCCUAAAGACUUUGACACCAUCGACAGCAACAGCAACCUUGGCGCUCGAUCUCAACGCCAACGAGUGCCCAAGCACAAGCUGGACAAGGCCCAAGCACAGAGCAUGCUGGGAAAAUCCGCCAAUGAGGUAUUAAAGCACCCUCCCGUCCAACCAAGAGGGAUGGGCUACAAUCACAACCGCACCCAAAUCAGUCAACCCCACCCGCAGGUGCCAACCGUCUCACCGCCCGCCCAGGGGUCCAAUCCACCGAUCUACUGGGAAAAGAGGUCGGCCUCCCAGGUGCCACGUGGUUUGGAGCCGAGGAAGGAGCAGCCGCAGUGCGAGAUCAGCGGGAAGGAAGCCAUUUCGGCUCUGUCCAGAGCCAAGAGCCGCGAGUGUCGGCAGCAGAUCGUAGAGGUCUACUGCAAACACAAAGAGAGCACGCUGAUGCCUGAGAAGGUGCCUCGCUACUGCCCCAUAGAAGGUAAGGCUAAUGUGAACGUACAAUGGGACGAGAACCCUUCAGAUGCUGCCCAGCUCGUGCCUGUACGGAUCGCCUUCGUCCUGGUCGUCCACGGCCGAGCCUCGCGUCAAUUCAGGCGUCUCUUCAAAGCCAUCUACCACACGUCGCACUACUACUACAUCCACGUGGACCAGAGGUCAAACUACCUCCACACAGAUGUCCUGUCUCUGGCCGACCAGUAUCCCAACGUCCGGGUCACUCCCUGGCGGAUGUCCACCAUCUGGGGCGGGGCCAGCCUGCUCACCAUGUACCUGCGCAGCAUGGAAGACCUUCUCAAAAUGUCCGACUGGUCCUGGGACUUCUUCAUCAACCUCAGCGCUGCAGACUACCCCAUCAGGACCAAUGAACAGCUGGUGGCUUUCCUGUCCAAGUACCGCAACAUGAACUUCAUCAAAUCUCACGGCAGAGACAACGCACGUUUCAUCCGUAAACAGGGUCUGGACCGUCUCUUCUACGAGUGUGACACCCACAUGUGGCGUCUCGGGGACCGCAAGAUCCCUGAGGGCAUUGCGGUGGACGGAGGCUCUGAUUGGUUCCUGGUCAACCGGGCCUUUGUGGACUAUGUGGUCAACUCCCAAGACGAGCUGGUCAGCAGCAUGAAGCGCUUCUACGCCUACACGCUGCUGCCUGCUGAGUCAUUUUUCCACACCGUGCUGGAGAACAGCGCCCACUGUGAGACCAUGGUGGACAACAACCUGAGGCUCACCAACUGGAACCGCAAACUGGGAUGUAAAUGCCAGUACAAGCACAUUGUGGACUGGUGUGGCUGUUCACCCAACAACUUCAAACCCUUGGAUCUGCCGCGCUUCCAGCAAGUGUCCAGACCCACCUUCUUUGCCAGGAAGUUUGAGGCCAGUGUCAGUCAGGAGAUCAUCGACCAGCUGGACUCCUACCUGUUCGGAUCGUACCCCCCGGGCACGCCGAGCCUCCAGGCCUACUGGGAAAACAUCUAUGAGCAGGAGACGGACGGCCCCGCCAGCAUAUCAGACUCUGCGCUCAGCCACUACCACGCCUUCGCUCGUAUGGGACUGUCCCGCGCCGCCAGCUCGCUGCAGGGCCAUCCCAAUGACAACAGCUGCAGGUACGUGGCCAUGAGCCACCCAGUGUCAGUCCACCUCUACUUCCUGUCAGACCAGUUCCAGGGCUACCUGGUGAAUCAUGUGGCCACUAAUAGAGCCUCCACGCAGCUGGAGAGCCUUGAGACCUGGGUGACUUCCAGAGACCACUUCACACUGGCCAGCCACCCCAACCCCACCAACAGGCUGCAGCAUGUCCAGGUUGGGACAGACUGGGAUCCUAAGGAGCGUCUCUUCAGGAACUGGGGGGGUCUCGUGGGCCCCGAGGACGAGCCCGUGGCCGUGCAGCGCUGGAGCCGAAGCCAGAGCAACUUGACGGCCACUGUGGUGUGGAUCGACCCCACCAACGUCAUCGCCGCCACUUACGACAUCCUGGUGGACGCCUCUGCUGAGGUCACCCACUACCGGCCGCCGCUCACCCUGCCGCUGAGGCCUGGCAUGUGGACGCUGAGGGUGCUGCACCACUGGAACCCGCUGGGCCAGACCAGCUUCAUCGUGGCUCCGCUGGAGUUCCAUCGACAACGGCCCUUACAGCAAGAGGAUCCCCUGCGCUUGCACCGCGGCCCGCCCAGAAACUCCUACAUGGAGCAGAGUUUCCACGGCCUGAACCCAGUGCUGAAGCUACCGGUGAGCCUGGGCGCCGUGGAGGAGGCCGAGGCCAACGCUGGCCUGACUGGGGCACCGCUGCGUCGCUGGGUGGACCGGCUGCUGGAGGGCCACUGGUCGGCCGCAGACGUCUGCUCGAUGGGACCCAGCGCCUGUCCAGUCAUGCAGCGCUGCCGUCUCACCGUCUGGAGCUCCGCCAGCCCCGACCCCAAGUCUGAACUGAACCCGCCCGGAGAGGACGGGCGGCUCAGGUAGCAGACGGACAGACUGGGGGGGGCGGGCGAGUGGACGAGGAACAAAUGAAGGACGACACGGGGCUGACGCCCUGCUUGUGUCUGGUAUUUAUUUAUUUUAAAUUGUGCAACGUCAGAGUGAAAGAAAAUGGACGGAUCAAACAGCGAGGGGGAAGAAGAGAAACAGACUCAAAACACUGAAGAAAAUAUUCUCCUUCAGUCCUCAGUCCAGUCUGCUGCUCUCACUGUUCGUACUACAAAGCUGUGUGUUUGUGUGUUUGUGUGAGAAAGAGAGCGAAUGUGAAUAAGUGUGCGUUGAAGCAGUGUGUCAGAAGAACUCUGUACCUCUUGUUGUGAGUCUUUCCCUGGGUUAAAGGAAUGCAGGUGUGUUUCCAAUAUUGAAAACUGACGUGGUUGCUCAUUCUUAGUCCCAAUAUUGUGAAAACUUUUGAUUGAGGCUUAGUUAGGGCUUAAUUUUAAAACAAGGGGAAAAGCAUUAAAAUGGGGGAAAUAUUACUUAAAAUAAGAAAAAUUAUCUGCCAACAGAACAAGAAUAUUUCACAUAUUUAAGUGAAAUUCUCUAACAUAAAAGCCACCUGGUAAGAAGAAAUAUCUUGUCAGACAAAAAACAAGUAUAUUUUGCCUUCAGUUAAGAUAAUUACUGUUACCUAGAUUUGAGUUUUUGCAGUGUUGUGAUUUUUUUUUAGUGAUCGUAUGUUUUAUUUCAGACUGUUAUCCCGAGAUUACAACUGAAUUCAAAGUUCCCAGUGUUGCUGCCAAAGGACUUACCUGCGAAAAGUUUUUCCAUAAACAAAAUGAGAUUGAGGUUGUUCUAACUCUUAGAAUAUAUAAUCUUCCCUAUAGAAUUGCUUGCAGCUGAAAUUACAGCGCUGUUUCGGCAUGAGAUAAAGAGGCAUUUAGGUGACCUCAAAUAAUGACAACUUUUGUUUUGUAGCUAUACAUGUUGACUGAAACAAAUCAUCAAAAAGAGUGAAAAUGUUUGUGGGUCCUCAUUAUCACAAUACAAUGUUUGAUUUCCUAAUUAAAUCUUGGGAUAACAGGCUUGAAACAAUACGUAGGAGCACCGUUUGUUUUCUUGAGAUAACACAAUUCUUUAGCUGUGACUUUGAGACAUAAUGAGCCCCAGAAAAGUCAUUAGAAAUUCUCAUACAGAGCCAGGUAGGUGUCGGGGGGGUAUUAUUCCCUCAAAUUACCAAUUUGUACCCAAAAUAUUUAUUUGAUUUGUAUCGUGUAAAAAAAAAAAAAAAAAAAAAAAGUUCUUCGCAUUCAGUCUGAACGCAUUUUUCAAUCUCUGAUGUUUAAACUUGCAGAGACCACCGCUCACAUUUCGUCUCCACAGUCAGUGUUGGUUUCUUUUAGCAAUGAAGAUGACUUAAUCCUGACCUGUAGGAUUAACCAAUCAUUGCUGGUUGACAUAAAACGCAUCACUGCCGGUGUACCAGAGCGGCGGGAAUGUCGCCACAGUACACCGGACUUAAAAACUCUGGUGUACUGUGAGAUUUACCUGGCGGUGAGAGGCUUAAUCAGCGGUGUGUGAACUCGUUCGGCGAGUAAAUGUAAAAGUCCCGCACUGUCACUUUAAGUUUUAAGUUAACGUAUUAAAGUAUUAGUAAGCAAAAGUACCCAUUUUAUAGAACGGCCCUUUGCGGUGUGCCAUGAUCCUGUAAAUAUUUUAAUAUUGGGUUAUUAUUGAUAGAAACAUCAUGGUAAUGUGUAGUUUUUACUUCUUUAUGAACUGUUGUUUAAUCUAUACUCAUAUUUUAGAAAUUAAAAUGAGUAACUAUAACUGCCAGAUGUAGUGAAGCAAAAAGUACCUUUGGAAUUGUACUUAAGUACAGGUAAGUUACUUUCCACCCACAAACUACCUAUUAAGAACUUAUUCUUCUCCCUUGACACCGACCGGCUCUGGUGUCUCUUUGUUCUGUGCCAUGUCUGAAUCUUUCGGACCGCCUGAGACUUGAAGUGAGAGACGUCCGAAGAGACUCACCUCUUUAUUUUCCUUUUUACUGUACAAACGUUUGAUCUGCUCUCUGCUGCACAAACUGAUGUGACUGUGUCAAAGCGUACAACUGCUGCGUGAGUAAUUUAUUCAGAGGUUUAUAUAAAAACUUUCUUAUUUGAUAGCAGGUGAGAUUUGUUUUGUUAUUUUUAAAGGACAAACUCCUCUGCUUUUGUUUCUAAAGGCCUUCAAGUGUUUGUGAGGACUGAUGGUUAAAUGAUUUGUCAGUUUUGGGUGUUAAAUGGCCUCUUCUCCUCGCUGCCUUCUGACUUUUCUGCUCAUUUCACGAUUACUAUUUCACACCUAUGAGUUUAUUAAAACCACAAAGCUGAAGUACAGCUACAUAUUUUAAACUAAGAAGGACAUUUAAGUUGUGUUUUUCACAUUAAUUUUGACUGGACAUUUGGACAAAUGCCCAUUAGAUGUGAGUAGGUCUGUCACGGUUAAGUAAUUUCCACCGCGGCAAUGGAUUGUUACGGUUGUGGAACUUUUGAAGCACUCAUUUAUUAAUUUAACACGCCCUCAAGGGUACAGUAUGAACAUUGCGCUUGUUGUGGUGCUUGCCAUCCUCCACGGUAGGCUUGACCAAUAGCGCGGUAUUUCAAUUUUGCAUGUUAUCGCGACAGCCCUUGAUGUCAGGCAUUAGAAAUGCAUGUGUAUUGUACUGUAUGUGUCUGGGCACUGUGACAUAAACAGUAUUUCAUUUAUAAUUAUGUGAAACCAAAAAUAGAAAGAAGCUUUAAACAGGAAAGAAAUUGGUUAGACAUUUCAAAUUGUUAAAAAACUGACAUCCCUGCAACAGUGAUUUAAUGUGUCUGCAUUCGUUUCAGAUUUAUGUUUUUGUUUUAAUCCCAUUUUACAUAUUUCUGCAUUUAAACCAGUUACGUACAUGUGCAUAAAAUAUUUAAUUUGACUUUCCUGUGAGGUGAGUUUGGAUGUAGCACAUUAGAAGGGGAGAGGAAGCGGCCACCCAAGACGUUUACAUGCACCUUUAGAGUACCACGCUGCUCACUGAAGGUUCACAAAAUAUAGUUGUACUAAGUCUGGGUUGCACCAGUAAGGAUCAAAGUUACCCUGUGUGAGAACAAUCUGUUCUCAAUCAUGCAAAUAGAGAAGAGGCCGACGUAAACAGGUUUCUUAACAUUUUUAAAAGGCUUUGCUAAUGUUUUUAUGGAGGUAGGACAUUGAUUCAACAUGUUUUGGAAUCCACACAGUGAGUUUCAGUGUGAACAUAAACACUGUUAAUUCACAAAGACACGUCCACGUGGUACCUUCACGUCUAAAAAUCAGUGCAACCGGUAAGAAGAUCUAACUCAAAAUUAGGUUAUAGCUGGAUUUAACAUGGCAGCUCCCUUUCAAAAGCAGCAGUUUUCACAUUUUGAGAGAUGUAUAAAUUCAGUUUCUUCCAAAGAGUUAGAUUUUAUACUAUGUUCACGUCUGUGCGGUAAAAAUUAAACCGCAGCAAGAAAGUGAAUAAGUGUACUUCUCAAAAGUAAGUUCAGGCUAGCCUAACUCCACACAGAUGAUCUCAAAUGUGCAAUUUUGUGCAAGAUAAUAUCAAAUUAACUAAUCUUAAUCCUUGGUGGUGCAAUCCAUUUUAUCAUUAGUUACUAUAAAAACUAAUAUUUAAUCAUUUUAAAUAAAUUAUUCCAGUGUGUGUAGUUGUCAUGACAAUAUUAUUGGGACCAAAACUGGAGACCAGUGGGGAUUUCUAACCACGAGGGUGAAGCUCUGAAUGAACUGAUGGUGUGACUUAAAGUAAGGACGUGAACAGUAGGGCGUAUUUAUUCUAGAAAUGAUUGUGACUAUUAUCAGUAAUGUGUUCUUUGAAAUGAUGGAUGCAUGGUGCAGAUGUUUCCAGAUGUUUGAGUUGUGGAUCAGAACAGUGUCGGUGGGUUUAACCCUGAAAGAGCCUCUCUGCUAACCACAGGAUGUGAUUAACGGCAGUUUACUGCCGCUAGAUUAAGGAUUAAACAGAAUGAAACAGGUAGAGCCAGGGUGUGUUUUAACCGCUUGAUCAGCAUUAAAGUGAUCAUGAGAAACGAUUGUCAAACAGGUCAAAACUUAUCAUUAGGGCUGGGCAAGUUAACACAUUAAUAUCGCGUAAACAAAACAUGUUAUUGCACUUGUGUAUAUAGCAGUACAUUUAGAAUUCAUUAUUCAAUUUUGCACAUAAUGCGAUUAAAAAUUGUAAUCAUUGCCCAGCACUAGUUAUAAUGCAAAAGAAACACAACUAUCCGAAUACUUUUUUAAUUAAAGACUUCUAAGAACACGGGCAAUAGUGUCCAAGUCUAAAUCUAUACUUCAAAUCAAGUGAUAUAAAAACAACUUGUCUUCCUCCUGCUGUCCACAGUAAACGGUAUUUAAUCCCCGGCAACUGUCUGAUUUUAUCCCAAAUAAGGGGAGUCUGUCUCAUUGUUUCUGGUGCUUUCAUUCUAAUGCUGAAAUCAAACUGUUAAACUAUUUAAAUUCUGUAAAGGUGUUUUUAGGUACCAUUUAUUCCAGUCAGAAUUACACUUAUCCUAAAAAUUAAACCAAUUUAUGUUUGAUAUGUAUUUUUCAUAUGAGCAGUAAGUCAAUAUACAGUAAAUCAGUAUUUUGUAAAAUACUCACAGAUGAUGUACAAUUUUUAAGUUAAUGAAUAGACAAGGUCCAGCUCUUUGGACGCAGUGCUGUGAUGGUGCCACAGAAGUCACGUGACUAUCUUUAUUUUGAUGGUGUGGAAACGUUCAGAGGUUGAUAAAGUCCGCAAAUCGUGGAAGAUAAUCGGAGAGGUUUGUACUUUUCAUGGGUUUUAUUUUCCACGCUCUAUUGCUGUUAGUUUCUUUAACAUCCAACCUUUUUGUUUUUUCGAGUGCCAGUUCAGUAUAAUUGACUUGUUUUGUUAUUUUCUUGCUUUUCUUUAUCGUUCUCGCUCUCUCUCUUUCUCUCUCUCUCUGUGGGAGUAGUGCUGUGCCUUAGCUGUACUCCUGUUUUAGGAAACCCUCUCUGAAAGCGUCAAAAAAUGUCUCAAAUGUCCUAAAACCAAAACAACAUAAAUAAAGAAUUGUGAAUGCCUUAUAAAUGACCUUAGUGGUUUUGAAGUACAAUUUUUGAAAAUAAAACAGAAUCUCCCUUUA